AAAAUAAGGAAAGAUUAUUGAAGGUUCAUUUCGUUUCCCAGAAGAAAUUGUUCCACUUCCAACGGUGUAGCAGAGAUUUGGGCUUGGUUUUGAAAUGCAUUGAGAUAUUUCUUAGUGUACUCUGUGUGUGUGUGUGGAAAGAAAAUCGAAAGACCUCAAUUCAAUGGCACAGUUUACAGUACAGGGUCGCCUGAAACCCCUAUUCAAUGGAGAUGGAAUGUUGAUCGGGUUCGAACCCAAAGAACCUCGUCACCACCACCGCCAUAAGCUUCUGAGUGGUUCAGACCCAUUUCCACUUCGAUUCCACAAGCGCAAACUAGGGCUUCGUGGUUCUAGUAGCACUAGACUGUCUGCAUCAUCAUCAUCACCUGCUAGCAAAUCCUACCAUUUCAAUUCGGAGGCCAGCUUAAGUGUUGGCAAUGACGGUAUUUAUGAUGACAGUGAGGGCACUGCUGAAUUCGAGAGGGACGAGCUCUCUUGUUUCAGAGGUUUGGUCUUGGACAUCUCUUACAGGCCUGUCAAUGUUGUCUGCUGGAAGCGUGCUAUCUGUUUGGAGUUCAUGGAAAAGGCUGAUGUUCUAGAGUACUAUGAUCAAACUGUAAACUCUCCUAGUGGAUCCUUCUACAUACCUGCCGUACUAAGGGUUCCACAUUUACUGCAAGUUGUCAAGAGAAGAAGAAUCAAAAACACCCUAAGUCGUAAAAAUGUAUUUUUUCGGGAUAGUUUCACUUGUCAGUAUUGUUCAUCACGUGAGAACUUGACCAUUGACCAUGUUCUGCCAAUUGCACGAGGUGGAGAAUGGACAUGGGAGAAUCUGGUUACUGCCUGUUCCAAAUGCAAUUCAAAAAAGGGUCAAAAAACUUUAGAUGAAGCAAAAAUGAAUCUACUUAAGGUCCCCAAGGCCCCCAAAGAUUAUGACAUACUGUCCAUACCCCUGACAAGCACUGCCAUAAAGAUGUUGAGAAUGAGAAAGGGUACACCCGAAGAGUGGCUCCAAUACCUAUGAAAGCCAUCUUCAGAGCCAUGACAUCAAUCUGUGGUUGGCUGCAAUUUGUACAUACCUCUUCUGAAUCAUACAAAGUAAUAUUCUUCCCAACAAUGACAGAGAGCUCUAAUUUUGGAGUUAUGAAGAAAGCUCUAAUGAUGUGGCAAGAGAGAAGAAAAAAAAAAAACAAACAAACAGAGGUGCACACAUCACAUCACGUGUGCUCCACUCAUUGCCACAUCAUUAAAGCUCUCUUUAAAGCUCCAAAAUUAGAGUUCUCAAUCUUUAUUCUAUUCUUCCCGUCUUGUCUCACUAAAAAAGCGUAAAAUUGUUCAUGUAGUUUUUAGCCAAAUAGCUGUUGCAACCUAUGUUCCCUACGUAGAUAAUAUUCAUGUAUAGCGACUGUUAUCUGCUGCUGUAUUUUCUUCUUUUAGGCUUUGCUUUGCCCAUUCUUACGGCCAAGCACUUGUAUGAUCUUAAAAAUAAACACCUUGGUUCAGUUAUGCUUGUAAAAAUGUAAUACUGCCUUUGUAAUGAUUAAAUUAUUGACAUUUAA
Molecule: messenger RNA, 1541 nt
Organism: Camellia sinensis
Lineage: Eukaryota; Viridiplantae; Streptophyta; Magnoliopsida; Ericales; Theaceae
Product: HNH endonuclease
Source: RefSeq, a predicted model, not a curated record